GAUUUAAUCUUGAAACAAAGAAUUGCCAUCUCAGCAUUUUGUUAAAGUCUAUAACAUCAGCUGACACUCUUUGCUAUUCUUCCAAUUGGACCGAGUCAGGAAAUAAACACAUAAUGGAUUCGUUUCUAGUGGUUCUGAUUCUUUGUUUUCUGACACAAGGAUCCUACGGCUCCAGAAGAAGCAGAAGUGAGAUUCUUCAAGAUGUCCUCAGCAGGUGUAGCCCUUUAAACAUCCCCAUUGAAGAUGACCAGCCAGUCAAAGUGUCAUUCGAGUAUUCCCUGCAGAGAAUUUUCCGAGCAGACGUGGAAAACGAUGAGGUUGACAUUGGUUUGUGGACGACCUUGGUCUGGAAGGACAGAUGUCUCAACUGGUUUAAUGAAUUCACUUCUUUCAAAGAGUUGACUGUGCCAAUUGCAGAAAUCUGGACACCAGACAUAUUCCUUUUUGACUCAGUUGGCGCCCCGGAAAUAUUUUCAGAUAAACUAGCAAGAGUCAGCCAAGAUGGUACAGUAACUUACGUACCCCAGCUUAAAGUUCGCCUCUCGUGUCCCCUGGCCGACCUGAAGCUUGAAACGGGCGUCACUUGCAGCCUUAAGUCCGGAUCCUGGACGCACAGUACUCAAGAGCUGACCUUGGAGGUUAACGCGAAGGUAGAUCUGGGAGACUACGCUUCGGAUACAAGAUUUCAGCUGCUGAAUGCUACCCAACAGGUCAACAGGAAACAGUACCCCUGCUGCCCAGAGACGUAUGACGAUGCAACGCUUUACUUUACGUUUAGAAAACCAUAAAAAAAAAAAGAUAAAAUAAAUAAAAUAUCACAAAUAUCAGAAUCGAAUUCGUUGUAAAACGUAUCAAAAUAAAGUUAACCCUUUAAAUGAAACCAUGA
This is a messenger RNA of Biomphalaria glabrata, 886 nucleotides long. RefSeq names its product acetylcholine-binding protein. Gene Ontology annotation, cellular component: neuron projection; synapse; membrane. NCBI's taxonomy places the organism in Eukaryota, Metazoa, Mollusca, Gastropoda, Planorbidae. The coding region runs from base 114 to 788 and encodes 224 amino acids. The record is from RefSeq and is a predicted model, not a curated record. Gene Ontology annotation, biological process: signal transduction; chemical synaptic transmission; regulation of membrane potential. Gene Ontology annotation, molecular function: extracellular ligand-gated monoatomic ion channel activity; neurotransmitter receptor activity; transmembrane signaling receptor activity. The transcript is spliced from 3 exons.